AUGGACAGAGUCUUGGGAACCUACAUCUCCAGCCGUCUCUAUCGGAGACACAACGACCCUAAGGAUCCAGCAAAGUACCACCACAAUGAGAUCUACGGCUGGACCAAUCUCAACAAUCCCAAACGUAGAGAGGGCGACCCUUGCAAAGAAUGCAGGAAAUCUACACAGACGCCUUACAAGGAGACCAAGAAUACAGAGUUUGUCGGUAGCACAGAUCCGGCCAAAAGCCAAGGUCUUUCGCAUCAUUGGUGGCCAGGAGCUGUCCCCCGAGUGGCUACGCUCUACCAGGGUGAAAUGCUGUGA
Molecule: messenger RNA, 303 nt
Organism: Podospora pseudopauciseta
Lineage: Eukaryota; Fungi; Ascomycota; Sordariomycetes; Sordariales; Podosporaceae
Exons: 1
Coding region: 1-303 (100 amino acids)
Source: RefSeq, a predicted model, not a curated record